Metopolophium dirhodum (rose-grain aphid) is the source of this 3594-nucleotide messenger RNA. RefSeq lists its product as uncharacterized. Gene Ontology annotation, biological process: sensory perception of taste. Gene Ontology annotation, cellular component: membrane. The transcript has 6 exons. The record is from RefSeq and is a predicted model, not a curated record. NCBI's taxonomy places the organism in Eukaryota, Metazoa, Arthropoda, Insecta, Hemiptera, Aphididae. The coding region runs from base 2211 to 3329 and encodes 372 amino acids.
CACGUCAGCUGAUGUAGAGCGUUCAUUUUAUUAUUUUUAUAAGUCCAUUUUUUCAAAGUCAUUUUAUAAUUACAAUAUUUAUUUAAAUUAAACAUUUUUUCAUCCAGCAUAUGUGGGUAUAAUUUUUUUUCAAAUUGCAUAUUUUUAAAUUUUAUAGUGCAUAUUUUAAAGCAUAUUUCACUUGUUUUUAGUGCAUAAAUGCAUGCAUAUUUAAGACUUUUUUAGUGCAUGAAAUGCACAGCCCUGGUUAUAACUAUUAUAACUUGUAUAAUAAUUUUGUUAUUAGUAAUUCAUUACAAGCGAUAAGCUGUGUCACUAUCAUAGAUUAUAGACUAAAUUUACCAAAAUAACAUUUUUAAUUUCAUGUACAUAUUAUAUUUUUACCUAUAUGUACAAUGUACUAUGUAUAUAGGUACAGCGAUGUUGAUAUAUUUUAUAUAUGUUAUAUUGUUAUCAAAUAUAAAAAGGUACCUAUAGCCUAUAGGUCACGCGAGCAAAUUGGCUUUAAAUAUGAUAGUAAUUUGUCUUUACGAUUAUUUCAUUAAUACAAGUUUUGCACCUGCUGAAAUUUAAUGGGAUUACGCCAAUGUAAGUACGCAUAUUUAUCACUCGUAUGUAGAUACAAAACUGAUGAGUUAGUGCAUACCUACGACCUACACAUACAUUUUGGGUUCUGCCUACACGAUUUGUAUUUACUAAUAUAAUAUUAUAUGUACGUGAACGUCUCGAACUCUCUGCAAAACCAUGGUUUUAAAUCCCAUGCAAACGAUAAAACGAGAUUAGAUGUCCACGAAGAUACGCAUCCCUCCCACCAACAAGUAACCGAGUCGAUUUCAAACCAGUGGCAAUUUUUUGCAACUAAUUUUCAACUGUUUACAGAUAUAUUAUUAAUCAAUUCCCAAAGCACAAUAUGAAUUUGCAUUUAUUGCAGGUGCCUAUGCUAACUAUUGUCAAUUGAAAUCUGAUACUAUUAUAAGGUAGGUAUGUAGGUACCUACUAGCAGGGCGGCGGCAUUACCCACCAAACUAAUAAUUAAUAAAAAUAUUAUACUAUUUUUUUUAUAAUGUUGAUUACCUAUUAAGGUACAUUACACCUACUAUACUACAGGCCUGUAGCUGCUCUAUACAGUAUAAAAUAUAUAUUAAAUAACUCAACGACACGAUAUUUCCUUACUCGAUUUCCUCCUGUAAACCUCGCCGAUACCAAACACUCAAUACCGAGUGCAGUUUUCGAAGUGAUAAAAUAAAAAGAGUUAUUUGUUGUACACGACGCGUAUUUAAAAAAAAAAAAAUUUUGCACCAUAUCUAUAUAAUAUGUUUACGUCAUUCGUAUAUAAGUUAUAUAGGUACCUAUAAUUAAACAUUAAAUUGUAGACAACACGAAUACUGGCCUAGGCUAAAUACCCGAAUUAGGUAAUUUCGACAGAAACAUAAUAAAUUAAUAACAUAUAUAAUAGACAAGAUGAAUGAUACAUUAAUUAAAUUCACUUUUCAUUAUUCGACUUCUUUGCACGAAAAGUGGAAUAUAUUAUCUAGGCGACUAGGCCCGAGGCCACUGAGUAAAAUAUAAUAAUAAUAUGCCAAACCAAAAAAUUAAAUAUUAAUUCGUAAGAACUGACGGAAUAAUCAAAGCGUCGUUCCAAUUACUUGUUUGAUAAAAUAUUUAUUGUCGAAUUGAAGACAAUCAAAAUCGAAAACUUGUAUUUAUUUCUUGUGAUACAUCAAAGUAAUAAAUUCACUACCUACUUAAUAUAGUUACACGCCUAUAUCAUUAAUAUAGAUAAAUAUUAGCACGGUCAAUAGUUUUAUUAUUAAAAAAAAAAAACAUGCAGACACACACACACACAUACAUACACAAUAUAACAUACACGAGGAAUGAUUAUAUAAAUUUACUAUUCAUGAAAACUAAAUUAGAACCUUGCAAAUGGUCAAAAAGAUGAAAUAUUGACGUUCAUAUUAUAUGUACACAAUAUGCAUUUUCACCAAUAAAAAUUUAUUAUAUUAAGCAAACUUUAUUAAUAUUUUAAAACUAACAUGUGAAUGUACAGGUCGUGUUGUUUUGUUUGAUCACAACAAAUGGUUUUAAUACUUUCACCGUAAAUGACUUAGUUUACGCCGUAUGAGUGUAUAAUACAAAAUAUUUCGAUUGAAACUUAUGCAUCCAUUUGUUUUUAUGAUUUUAUCGUUUGACUAACAUAGUUUUUCAAAAAAAUGUCGAUCACAAAUAAAGACUUCUACGAAGAUAUAAGAUCAACGUUAAUGCUGUACAAAAUUUUGGGACUGACGAGCCUUAAAAAUGUAUUUUAUGGUCGAAUAGAUUUUCAAUGGGGAUCUAAUCUUUUAUGGCCAUUGGUAACGUACAUAACGCCAUGCUAUUUGCUGGUGUUCAAAGCCAUAAGAAAUCCAACGGCUACUCUGUGGUUUUGGACGGUAAAUUUCAUGCUGAGGGAACUUCUAAGUCAACUGACGUCGAUCUACGUCGACAUGCGUUUGCCGAAAAUCAUCGAGAACACAAACCGGUUCGACUCGAAGUACGGUCGGCCUACGGAACAAAGAACUCGCCCCCGUUACUACGUGGUCGCCUAUCUGGGAUGUACGUUUACGUUGCUUGCGUGCGGCUGCAUCGAUAUUUUGCUUAACAAAAUAUCGGCCAAAGUAUUCUACGAGUCGAUUUUGAGGUACAUGAGUUCGAUAUUUCCGCUGCUGUACUUGCUGUUCUGCGACGAGAUGUGCAUUCGCUUCCGGUCGUUGCGCACGCGGUGGCGCAUGGAAGUGGCCAAGGUGCUCGCGUCCACGCCGCGGAUCACGUGUCAAGUAAUGGAAUCGGAGCGGCUGGCGCACGCGCAGCUCUGCGACCUCGUCGAGGAGGUACGCGUGGCAUUCGGGCCCCGGAUCACCACGUACCUGCUUUUCGUGUUCCUCGAGCACCUUGCCCGGUUCUACUUCGACACGUACGUGAUGCCCACGUACAGGUACAAGCACUCGGCGCUGGAGAACAAGGGCGUCAGCAUGCUGGAGUCGUUGAUGUUCCUGGGUCACGCAUGGAUCGGUACAUACCUGGUCGCCUAUCUGUCAGACACGCUCACCGAAUCUAGCAAAGAAAUAAUAACAGACUUAAGAAACAUACCGAUAUGGAAAUUACCUCAAGACUGCUCUGAACAGGUUACUUUCUUCAUGUCUCAAGUACAGAAUUCUCAAACCGUUAUUACAGCUUCUGGUCUAUUCACGGUCAAUAAAACUAUUUUAUCGUCAAUAAUAAUAUCAUUGGCUACGUACAUUAUAGUACUCAUACAAUUGGCGCCAGACUUGGGACGCGUAUUUAUCGAAUAAAUUAUGCAAUAUAAAUAAUAAUAAAUAAUCAUAAUAAUCAUAAGUUACGAAUACAUUUAGAAAUGUAAUUUUACUAAACAAUAAUACACUCGCUUACUUCCCACGCACACAGUGGCGACUCAGCCGAUGCACUCUUUGGGGCACGCCCAUGAAAUAAUGAAAAAUAAAAACACGUCUCGAGGAAUUUUUUCGUACACUUCAGGCAUUCGUUGCCCUUCAAAAAAUUCAUAUUAACAAUCACCAUCGCAUAUUAUAUUUACCCGUU